AAUUUCCAUUUUUUCUAUCGAAAACUGGAGUUUGAGGAUAAUCGAGAUAUAUAUAUGUAUCGAUACUCGAAAAAAAAUCGAGAAGAACGAAAUGAAACCACUGAAUCCCUCGGCAAUGGCGUCGAUGGUGGUUCCAGUGGAAUUCCUGGGUUCGUCCUUAUACCCCUCAUCGUCCCCAUCCAACCUGUGAGAACAAUGUAAUCAAUAACGAACAAUCACGAGACAACACAAGCGACGAUAAAAAAAAUAAUUCUCUCACCUGAACCCCUAAAAGAUGACAAUUAUCUGAGUGAAGGUUAUGUACGCUCUAAACGUCAACACAAAAGUGAAAUAAUCUCCCCAAAGAAUAAAAAAAUAAAUAAAUAAAAGCCCCCAGGUGAUAAUAAGUCGGUCAAAUGAUUAGUCCCUCGUGAUAAGUGUCAAGUGUAAUUGAAUAAUUGAUAUAAUGAUGGGUAUAUUGUAUGAGAAAAGGCCCCUGAAGAGGCCCCGAUUGGGCCCACCAGAUGUUUAUCCCCAGGAGCCAAAGCAGAAGGAGGACGAGUUGACCCUGACAAACGUAAAACACGGUUUUGCCACGACAACAUCAUUGUCCGAUGAAUUUGGUACAGCUAGACACUGCAAUGUCACUGCUGCCAAGGUCGGUGCUUAUUUCAAUGCCAUUCUUGCUAAGAAAGAGGAACUAGCGACGAUGCCAGACACUGGUAGAAAACGCCAGCAGAUGAAUACUAAAGACAAUUUCUGGCCAGUGACAGCAAGAACGAAAAAUCAGAUUGAAACUUGGUUUAAAGAUUUAUCUGGUUGCAAACCUCUGGUGACACUGGCGAAGAAAGCACCAAAUUUCAACAAGAAGGAGGAGAUAUUCAUGACUCUGUGUGAGUACCAAGUGCCAAUGCUGAGGGCUGCGUGGUUUAUUAAAUUGAGUUCUGCUUACACUGUUGCGGUGUCGGAGUCUAAACUGAAGAAGAGACAGCUGCCAGAUCCAACGACAGAGUGGACUGGAACUCUUAUUAAAUUCCUGAAGGAUCAGCUCUCGAAGAUAUCCGAGUACUAUCACUCUGGUAAUCCCCUGCAUCAUCCCUCGACCACACCACCCACGAUAAAUGGCUCGUGCAGUUCCUCCAGUAGCAGUACAACACCAACAUCCACGUCAAAUCCACCAGCUUCCAAUCCAAAUUCCUCGAGCACUACCUCGAAUGGUAGUACAACGGGUAAUGGUACCCCCUCGAUGAACCCAUCGACUCCAAACUCGAGUCAACAGUCAACUCCAACUCCAUCGAUGAACGACGAGCACAGAUUGGCCUUGAAGCAGUGGCACUACUGCGUCCAACUAGCGAAAUACAUGUUUGAAGAGGGUCUCCUGGAUCGUCAAGAGCUCCUGCAGUGGAUUCUGGAGCUCCUCGAUAAGAUGCGCUCUGCACCAUCAGAGGAUGGAAUUCUCAAGCUACUGCUGCCUCUGGCACUGCAGUACGUCGAGGAAUUUGUGCAAUCAGAGCUGUUGGCUAGAAGACUGGCAUAUCUCUGCUGCAGAAAGCUCGCCCAUAUGCUGAGUAAUAUCGACAUUAAUUCGUCGCCACAGAGCCCAUUGGUGUCCCAGGUUAAGUCGGAAAUUGGAAAAGAUGGGCUGCCACCACAGUCUAUGCCAAAUUCCCUGGCUGUGGCUUUCAAUGAUUAUUUAUCCUGUCCUCAUCAUAGAGGAGUCAUUUACUCUCUCUCUGCAAUAAUUCAGGUGAUAAUUCUGGAGUGUCCAACAGCCCUAGUCUGGAAUAGCGUUGGUGAGGGUAAAGCACCGUCAGUUCUCAAUGGUUCACCUCUGGAUUAUUUACCCUGUCCACCAGCUAGUCUCCCUUGUCCUCCAUCAACGGCAUCAAAUCCCACGAUGAUGCAGCUACGAAUGGCGCAGGAGAGCAUCAGAUUGCGUUCCCAAGCGGCUGAGGGCAGAUGGUCUUGCGACAAGUGGCAGCAGAGUUCAGCUGGAAUGACAACAACUAGAGUUCUAGCAGCAUUAGAUGCACUUGAUCGUCAUAGCUUCGACAGAAUGGACGCUACAAACUCCCUGGACACUCUCUACUCGAAAAUAUUUACACCACCACCGAAAGAGACGAAUAACGAGAGAGAACAAACUAAGACUGAGUACACACCCCAGCAGGACUCGGCUGUUGUCAAUAUACUGUGCGAGUGGGCAGUGUCUGCUGAACGAUGGGGCGAGCACAGGGCAAUGGCUGUUGCUAAACUCCUGGAGAAGAGACAGGCCGAAGUUACAGGCGAGAAUAACGAUGACAACGACAAGGACAGUGUCUGCAGCAAUGGAAGUCCCCCGACUUUACCAAUAUUUCAACCACUCCUCAUGAAAUUUUUGGACACUGAUGCACCCAUUCAGGACAACUCUACACCCCAGACUAAAGCUCAAUUCACGAAUCUCGUUCAUCUAUUUUCAGAGCUCAUUAGACACGACAUAUUCUCUCACGACGCCUACAUGUGCACUCUCAUAUCCAGAGGGGAUUUGAUACAGGGACCCACAGCUAGUAAACCAGGUACACCUAGUAAUCGUGAUCCUAUGGACGAGGACAGUCUUUUUCCGGGUAUUGAUCUCAAGCCCACGAAGCUUGAAGUCUCUGAUCAUGGGAGAAUGGAUCUGGAUGACUCGAAGAUUGACGACGAUUUGGAUAAAAUAUUGCAGCACAUCAAGGAGGACCACCAGAACAGCAUGGAUGCACCAGACAGCCCCAAGGACGAUCUAGGUGGCCAUCCAGCUGAGGGACUAGAAGCUAAACCACCGACGAGCCCCAGUCGUCAUUUAUUGUACACAACGCACUUUCCUCUUCCCCAGGACGAGUCCUGCAGUCAGCACGACUGCAAUCAAAGACACGUUCUUCUUUACGGAGUGGGUCGUGUCAGGGAUGAGGCACGUCAUGGUGUCAAGAAGAUGACGAAGGAGGUGUGCAAAUUAUUUGGUAAAAAAUUCAGUAUUGACGUUGCUGAGGGGGGAAAAGUGAAGAAACACUCGAGGAAUGAAUUCAACUUCGAGGCAAUAACCCAGAAAUUUCAGAAUCUCAGUUACUUUGAUCAGCACGUGGUGACAUGGCAGUGUGCAACGCAAGUUAUUGAAAUGUUAAAUGUUUUUGCAUUGUCUGGCUCGUCUUAUCUACCUGUCCAGGAGCACGUGGCGUUUCUUUUCGAUCUGAUGGAGCUGGCAUUGAAUAUCUACGGUCUCAUCGACGUGUGCAUUCAAAUUCUGAAGGAACUCCCUGAAGUCGAGUCCCAGUUGUCCCUGAAGAACAGUCAACUCGUUAGAAGUUACACCACCAGUUUAACUCUGUACGUCGUUGGUGUACUCAGGAGAUAUCACUGCUGUCUUCUGUUGUCACCAGAGCAGACGACAGCUGUUUUUGAUCUACUCUGUAAAGUUGUCAAGCACGUGUCGAAUCCGAGUGACUGCAGCUCAGCUGAAAGAUGCAUUCUCUCUCAGCUGUACGAUUUGUACUCCUCCUGCUCACUGCUGAAGAGUAAACCACAUGGGGUCGAGGCUUUCAGCAAUGCCUACCCCAAGAUCAGAGCUGCACUGUACAGUGCAGUGCAGUUGACAUCCUCGAAUCAUCCUUACAACUCUCAAUUCAUGGUGGAUGUCUUCAACAGUCCUCGAAGGGGUGGAAAAAUCGAGCCCCAGUGGGCAAGAUCUCUCAAUGAAACACCAGCCAACAGAUAUAGUUUCGUGUGCAAUGCCAUUGUCGCUGUCUGCAACGAGACAGAUAAUGAUAAAUUGAAUGAAAUUGCUAUAACAUGUGCUGAGUUAACAGCCUGCUGCAAUGCCCUUAGUGCUGAGUGGCUUGGAGUGUUCAAGGCCCUCUGCUGCUCUGCCAAUAGCUUUCCAUUUUACAUCGAUGUACUCAAUCAGGUUGACGUCCAGGAUCUGAGCAUCCACAAUUCCCUGGCUGUCUUCAUCUCCAUUCUCAUCGCAAGACACUGCUUCAGUCUCGAGGAUUUUGUCCUCCACAUCGCUCUUCCCUCUCUGGUGAGGGCCUGCAAUGAUGGCAGAGGAGAUGCUGACACCGAGUCUGAAUCCAGGGGUAGACUCACCUGUCACCUAGUGCUGAGGCUCUUCAAGACUGUGGAAUGUCCUCAGCCAUCCCUCUACUCAGUCAGUACGAGUCCUCAUCCUCUACCCAGUGGUAAUCCUCGGGGUUAUAGCAUAAAAUUGAGUUGUGAUCGUCAUCUACUCGCAGCAACUCACAAUAAUAUUCGAGUUGGACCCGUUCUGGCUGUUCUCAAGGCCAUUCUGGUGGUGGGUGAUGCAACAGCUGUUAAACAACCACCGAAAAAGCCAGAUGUACCUCUCACCCACUCUGGAAAGGGUACAGGACCUGCGUCUGUUGGUCCAGGGGCUGGGGAGUUGUCUAUCAGUCAUAUCCUGGGAACCAGUGACAUUCAUGGAGCUGGAGACGACCUGGGGCUCGAUUUGGCGAUGUCAUCCUCGAGCAGCAGUGCUGGUAUGACUGAGAAUGUCAAGGGGCUCAGUGAAUUUGCACAGCAUGUGCUCAGACAGAUCUGCAGCCAGGAGUGGGUUCUUGAGAAGUGUUUGCAUAAUCCUGAGGAGUUGUUUCACGUUGAGAUGCUGUUGGAUAAUAUGCUGUCACCUAAACAGGCACAGCGACUUCUGCAUAUGAUCUGCUAUCCUGACACACCUCCUGAUGCUUUUCACGAUCAAAGAACGCAUAUCACGAAUAUUCUGGAGAAUCUGGAGCAGUGGAGUCUCAGAAUGUCUUGGCUGGAUCUUCAGUUGAUGUACAAACAGUUCUCCUCUGGGUCCAGUGAUUUAUCCCUGUGGCUUGAGACUGUUGCCAAGGCAGCGAUUGAUGUAUUUCAGUUGAAUAAUCCCACGAGUAAUAAAGGGGACAAGAGAUCUGGAUCUAUCUGGCUCGUGGCACCUCUGGUAUCAAAAUUACCCAGUGCUGUUCAGGGGAGAGUUCUCAAGGUGGCAGGCAAUUCCCUGGAGUCUGGCAACUGGACGAAAGCAGGUCGUGAGCGACGUUCGAAGUCUCCAUCUCUGUUCAAUCACCAGCCAUUCCUGUCUCUUGUCUUGACCUGUCUCAAGGGUCAGGAUGACCAGCGGGAGGGUCUACUGACGUCCCUGCACUCUCAGCUGUCUCAAUUCCUCAACACCACAAAAGACGAGAAAAAUAUGGCAUCCGAGGAUCCAAAAUCCCGUGAGGUCCUCCAGGACGCUCUCCAAUUGCGUUUCAGUCUAGUGGGUGGUGUCUUCGAUACGAUUCAACGAAAUACCACAGUGACAAUCGACUGGGCAAUUCUCCUGGUGCAACUUGUGAGCUACGGAGUUAUCGACUUGAACAACAACUCCGAACUCUUCACCACGGUAAUCGAUAUGCUGGCGACAUUAAUUCACUCUACCCUAGUCUCCGAUUCUCAAUCGGAGAAGGAUGAGAACAAGAAACACUACCAGAACCUCAUGAAGAAGCUGAAGAAGGAGCUGGGGGAUAAAAAUUCCCAGAGUAUUCAGUACGUUCGCCAGCUGCUGCCCCUUCCCAAAUUGACGAUGGAGGUGAUCACGUGUGAGCCCGUGGGCUCCCUGACAGACACAAAGGGAAAUAAAAUCGCUGGAUUCGACAGCAUCGACAAGAAACAGGGCCUCCAAGUGUGCGAUCACCAGAGAAUAUCCGCCUGGGAAUUGCUGGAGGGCCACAAGAAUCCAGCGCCCCUCUCCUGGACGUGGUUCAGAGCAGUGAGAAUCGAGAGAAAACCCCUGACUUAUCAGAGUGCACACAAGCUUCUGCGUUAUCACACUCAUAGUCAAAUAAGAUCAGCCAAUCACUACCUGGAUCCACCGCCUUUACCACCGGAGGAUUUGGAGCCAGAUAAGAAGGAAAAUGAGCCAGGUAAAGCUGAUACUCCUAUGAGCGUUGAUUCACCGAGUAGAUUGGGUCCAAUUAUCAAUGCUGGUGCUGGCAAGGGUAAAGCAAUGAAGGUACCGAGGAGGCACAGGAGGAGUAAAGCACCAACACCAACGGCUGCUUUACCUCAGCAGAUGCCACAGGCACCACCGAUGCAGCAGAUACCGUACAAUCAGCAGACACAGCCACAGCCCCAGCCACAGGCACAGGCGCAGGUACAACCUGGUAUGUUUCAACAGACAGCUCAACAGCAGCAGCAGUGGUAUGCCAAUCAGCAGGGUCCAGCGCAAACUCAGCAAUACAGCUACAAUCAGCAGAUGGCACAGACACCUGUUGCUGGACCCAGGGAUUAUCGUCCUGGUAUGAAUAAUCAGUCGAAACAGGCCUUGUCAAAUAUGUUGAGACAUCGAUUGCCUAAUCAAUUUGUUGGGGGACAGCAGCAGGCAAAUGUACCAGUGGGUGGACCUGGUGGAUUUCAGGGUAUGCAGAGACAGCAGUUUAUCAGACAACAGCUCAGAUCAACUCAUGGUGGUCCUGGUAUCAAUCAGCAGGGAAUGUUUGCACCUCAGCAGCAGGCUAAUAUGUAUGGAAAUAUGCAGCCAGGGAUGAAUCAGAGUUACACUGGGUAUGGGGGACAGCAGAUGAUUGGACAGGGACAGCAGGCACAGGGACAGCAUCAGAAUCCGGGACAUCAAGGACAGCAGCAUCAGAGUGCACAGCAGCAGCAGAUGAUGCAGGCGCAGCAGCAGCAAGGAAUGAUGAAUCAGCAGCAGAAUAUGAUGUUUCAGAAUCAGCAGAUCAUGGGGGGACAGAGGGGACAACAGGAGUACAUGCAGCAACAGAGGAUGCAGCCGAAUGCUGGGCCAAGACCACCUUAUUUACAAGCACCUAAUGUCACCAUGAAUGCUAUGGGUCCCAUGGGGGGUGGAGUACAGAAUCAACCUGCACCACCUUAUAGACAGGCCGGGGGGAAGCCUGCUGGGGUUGGUGUCGCUGGAGGAGGUGUUGCUAUGCAGCCAAAUCAGCAGCAGUUCCAGCAGAUGAAUCAGAGGAUGAGACAGCAAUUAAUGGCUCUGCAGCAGCAACAGGCUCAGCAUGCCCAGGUACAACAGCAACAGCAGCAGACUGGUAAUAAUGGACAACCACCAACUCCUCAGCUCGUUGCACAUCUCCAGAGGCACCUCACACAACCUCCACAGCAUCCUUAUCAUAAUCAACCCCCACCGUAUUGAUAAGUUCACUUAUUUCGGAUAUUAUUUUAGAUGUAUAUUUAUAUAUUUAUAAUCGAUGACAAGUGAUUGGAAAUCAUUUCUAAUUUCUAAUUAUUAUUCAGGAAUUUUUUUUGUCUUGUUUUUCACGAGUUUUAAUUGAUGAGAAUUUGGGGGUCAGUGAAUUGUACAAACGUUGUAAACUCAAUGGGCUAUUGUAUGAAUAAAGAUCAUGAGUUGGAAGUCUA
Fopius arisanus is the source of this 7359-nucleotide messenger RNA. It is a transcript of the gene kto, whose product is annotated as kohtalo. The coding region runs from base 446 to 7135 and encodes 2229 amino acids. Gene Ontology annotation, molecular function: transcription coregulator activity. The transcript has 2 exons. The record is from RefSeq and is a predicted model, not a curated record. Gene Ontology annotation, cellular component: mediator complex. Lineage: Eukaryota; Metazoa; Arthropoda; Insecta; Hymenoptera; Braconidae. Gene Ontology annotation, biological process: regulation of transcription by RNA polymerase II.